CAGUGGAAACCUAUAUUGAAGUUGAAUAUCAGAGACACUUAUCAGCUAAAUACUUUCCUGAAAUUCUUUGUAGUCUCAAUGCUAGUACUGAAGUAACUCUUAAAUUAAUUUUGGUAGAAGAUACUGAAAAAGUUAACAGGAAGGAAAUUUCUCAUACUAUUAAGAAUAUUAAGGAAAAAAUUAAAGAUGCAGAUACAGAAUCAAUAGCAAAUACAUCUGAUAUUACUUUCAAUAAAGCUGAAAUUCUUAAGCAAAAUCCUAUAUGCUCUUUCACUAAUAAUAUUGCUCUACAAU
Messenger RNA from Scutellospora calospora, 294 nucleotides. NCBI's taxonomy places the organism in Eukaryota, Fungi, Glomeromycota, Glomeromycetes, Diversisporales, Gigasporaceae. The record is from the annotation of a GenBank genome assembly.